Molecule: messenger RNA, 630 nt
Organism: Eremothecium gossypii ATCC 10895
Lineage: Eukaryota; Fungi; Ascomycota; Saccharomycetes; Saccharomycetales; Saccharomycetaceae
Gene: XPT1
Product: xanthine phosphoribosyltransferase
Exons: 1
Coding region: 1-630 (209 amino acids)
Biological process (GO): GMP salvage; XMP salvage; IMP salvage
Cellular component (GO): cytoplasm
Molecular function (GO): hypoxanthine phosphoribosyltransferase activity
Source: RefSeq, marked provisional
AUGUCAGCCUCCGAUAAGAUGUACAUGUCGUAUAACAACAUACACAAACUGUGUCAGCAGGUAGCUGGCCAAAUUAUGGAGCGUGGUGACAGACCGGACGUGAUUAUCGCCAUUACCGGCGGCGGCAUGAUUCCUGCAAGAAUCAUCCGGUCGUUCCUCAAGGUCAAGGGCCAGAAAAACAUCCCCAUCCAGGCGAUUGGUCUUUCUUUGUACGAGGACUUGGGUUUGGAAGACGGGACGGAAAGCAUCGGCAAGGAAGUUAUCCGGACUCAGUGGCUAGACUUUGGCGCCUUGGACAAACACUUUGACUCACUGAUUGGAAAGAAGGUGUUGAUUGUCGACGAGGUGGACGACACCCGGACCACGCUCCACUACGCUGUCACCGAGUUGGAGAAGGAGGUCAAGGAGCAACAGCUAAAGCUGAAUCGGAUGGACGAGGAGACUAUCUUCUCUAUCUUUGUUUUGCACAACAAGGACAAGCCUAAGAAGGCCGAGCUGCCUGCGUCCAUCAUGGCCACUGGCCGCUAUCUUGCGGCAGAGACGGUUCCCGACAGAUGGCUCUGCUAUCCAUGGGAAGCGAUAGACAUUGAAGAGCACACUAGAUUGUCUAUUGAACAGGGCAACAAUUGA